AUGGUAUCAGAGCUCUACUGGAACUAUGUCGCAGCAGUGAUGACGAAUAUAGCAUCCGGCGAAGGUACCUCAGCCGAAAAUGCGAAUGCUUCCCUCAAUCAUCAGAAUGCGAUGAAUCCAAACCCUAAUGCACGAAGCGAAGAAUUUGAUGACCCGCUCUACCUUCACAUAACCGAGAAUCCGAAUUUGAUUCUUCUGUCUCCUCCUCUGUCAAAGCUCAAUUGCUCAUCGUGGAGCAGGUCCAUGAACAUAGCUCUCGAAGUAAAGAACAAAUUUGGCCUUAUCGAUGGUUCAAUUCCAUGUCCAAGCCCUUUGGAUGCCAAAUUUGCCGUUUGGAGAAGAUGCAACAACAUAGUGUGCUCAUGGAUUCUCAAAUCCCUAAAUUCCACCAUUGCAGAGAGUGAUCUCUAUUAUGAAAAGGCACAAGACAUCUGGAACAAGCUCAAAGAGAGGUACUCACAGAUGGAUCCCCACAAGAUAGCUGAGCUUCAGAAUGAAAUAUUCAGAAAUACACAAGGUAACAAAACUAUUAACGAAUACUUUACCAAGUGUAAUGCGUUAUGGGAGCAGUUGAAUGCAAUGAGACCUCUGCCAAUUUAUGAGUGUAACCCUAGAUGUUCUUGUACUCUGCUAAGUAAGAUUCAGAAAGAGAAAGAAGAUGAUCGAGUGAUUAGAUUUCUAGAGGGGUUAAAUGAUGAAUUCGAAACCUUAAAAUCAGGAAUCCUUGUUAUGGAUCCAAUUCCAACUAUGGAGAAAGUUCUAAACAUGGCUUUGAAAAUAGAAAGAAAGACCAAUGGAUCUCUCAACCAGAAAAACAUUCAGGUAGUUCAAUCUAAUGCUCUACAGAACAAUCAAGGACAAUUUGCAGAAGAAGUAGGCACUGUGGCAUUCUCAACCUCUAAUAAUAACAAGAAGAAGUUCAACAACUUUGGGGGCAAAAUGUGCCUAGAUGCACCUACUGUAACAUGA
Molecule: messenger RNA, 969 nt
Organism: Ipomoea nil (Japanese morning glory)
Lineage: Eukaryota; Viridiplantae; Streptophyta; Magnoliopsida; Solanales; Convolvulaceae
Exons: 1
Coding region: 1-969 (322 amino acids)
Source: RefSeq, a predicted model, not a curated record